AACAUAACCCUACUUUUGCAUCUGCACUGCCGCCACCUCCCUCCCUUACCCCUCAUCUUGCAUUCUCUCUGAACCAAAACCUGCAGCAUUCAUCUAAAAAGUAGAUCUCAAAUAAAAAAACACGUAGCAUAUUUGAUUUUCAAUCCUCGUUCUUUCCUUCUCACAUCUUCUCCCUUCCAUCGUGAGAUUUUCUCUUCUGUACGAUAAUCUUUCUCACUUUCUUAUUUUUUUUAUCAAUUGAAAUCAAGUUGUGUAUUGACCCGCUCCGGUUCGCUAAACCGGCCGAGUCACGCCGGUUCUGACCGAUUUAACUGCACAACCGAUCCAAAUAUCAGACCGAAUCGGACACACCACCGGUUCACGAUUCGACCGGUCCAACCGGCCGGUCCGAGCCGGUUUUUAAAACUAUGGUCUCAUGCAUGAUUUCGUGAACCCGCUAUCGAUUUCAAAAUUCACUCUCAUGUUUCUGUUAUAACCUCUUCAAAUUUCAAUUCGAAAGGUGGUAUAGUGGGAUUCAUUGAUUUCCAUUUUUAUAUAAGUAUUUUGUCCAAAACAAAAAGAUAUAUCCCGCGUCCACUCUGUAUCACAACAUUCAAAUCAUAUCAUUAUCACACCAACCCUAAGGUACAAAUCCUCUUCUUCGAUGAAUCCUUGUGUACUCAUGUGAUUCAAUCAUCUCGGAUUCAAUUCCACCUCCUGCGAAUCCUAGUUGUUACUUAAUUAUGCGAUUUUUAUUUUUUGUUUGAUGCAAAGGUGGAAGAGCAUUAUCGAUUUCAAUGGACAUUUUGACCAAGGUUGAAUCAUUGCAAAAAUUCGCCCGCGUCUCUAAGCAGUUCUCUCUCCCCCUCUGCUUUGAUUCCAUCAGUCACCAAAAGACUCCAAAUCUAGGUUUUGCAGAAGAUUCGAAAGUUUUUGUUUACGAGACAAUGGUGAGACGAAGCCUACGUAGCAGGAAACAUAAGCACAACGAAAACGAAGACAUUAUCAGUAACUUGACUGAUUGUAUUCUCAUUCACGUACUGUCCUUUUUGAACGCAAAAGAGGCCGCUCAAACUUGCAUUUUGUCCAAAAGAUGGAUCACUCUCUGGAAGGGUCUUCCUACUAUUACAUUAAGUUCUUCGAACUUUAGGACCGAGAAAAGUUUAGCCGAAUUCCUGUCUCACUUUUUAUCUCUUCGCGAUGGCUCAACCACUAUACACACUCUCGAUGUUCACUGCCUAUAUUACUUGGAGCCUAGCCUGUUCCAAAUGAUUAUAAAAUACGCUAUUUCCCACAAUGUCCAACACUUACUAAUGAAUUUCCCUUGUCGUAUUGACCUCUUUCCCUCUUGCUUCUUUUCGUGUCACACAUUAACGUCUCUUAAUCUUUCUGGUUACGAUAUAUUGUUUGGUCAGAUACCAAUAUUUCCAAAAAAUUUAAAUCUGCCAGCAUUAACCAGCUUGUCUUUAAAGUACUUUUCCUUUCAUCGCAGUGAUGCUGGUUGUGUCGUCGAGCCCUUUUCGACAUUUAACAUGUUGAAUCGUUUGAUCAUUGACAGUUGUAUAGUUCAGGAUGCACAAAACCUUUGCAUAUCAAGUACCAAGCUUGUCAAUUUAACUAUAAUUAUGCAUGAUUGUGAGCCUAAGACCAUUAUCGGAACCUAUUUUGGACUCGAGCUGUAUGCUCCAAGUCUUCAAACCUUUGCUUUUUCUGGUCCUUAUACUCCAAAACUUUUUGCAAGCAAGAAUGUUCUCUCUUCUAUCAAACAUGUAAAUAUCCAUGUAACGUGUUACUGGAACUCGAAAGCAAGGGAAACCUCACCGGUUCUACUCAACUGGUUGGUUGUGCUUACCAACAUCGAAUCAUUGACUAUCUGUUUGUAUACUCUUGAGGUGCUUUCCUUAGUUCGUGAUUUAUUGAAGGUUGAGUUCCCUUCCUUGUUUAACUUGAAGUCGCUGAAAUUAAAAACGCCCAUGCCUUCAUCUAAACUUGACAAAAGAGUGGACUUUUUGAUUCAAAACUCACCCUCGACAAAGGUUGACAUCAUACAUUUAUAAAGGCGUCCUACUGUUUGAAGACCUACUGCAUCGGUGUACACAAGAUGUUGGGUUGCAGAAAACAUAUGGUGAAAGAUACAUUAUCAGAAAAUUGGAAUCCAGAGAGUCGUCAAAGUAUGGAUGCAUUAUAACAAGAACACUUUUGCUCAUUUCUACUUGCUAGACUUAUUCAUGGAGACUUAUUGGAACUUAAUUUUGGAUAGUUUGAUUUUUAAAUUCAUGUCUAGCACGUGUUUAAAUAACUAUUGCCUGUAAUGUAGGUUUCCAAACAUUUUCUAUAAUGAUAUUUUUUCUAGAAAAAA
This is a messenger RNA of Medicago truncatula (barrel medic), 2338 nucleotides long. Its product is annotated as F-box/LRR-repeat protein At3g26922. NCBI's taxonomy places the organism in Eukaryota, Viridiplantae, Streptophyta, Magnoliopsida, Fabales, Fabaceae. The record is from RefSeq and is a predicted model, not a curated record. The transcript is spliced from 5 exons. The coding region runs from base 777 to 2036 and encodes 419 amino acids. Gene Ontology annotation, molecular function: protein binding.